CCGGUGUCCAUAAUGAGUUUAUUCAGUAGAGUGAAAGCUGCACCAGUACGAGUCUCCUCAAUGGCUAGGUCAGCUGAUAUUACAGAAAUUGCUUCAGACAUAGUCACAAGAAGAAUGAGUAUAACCAUGGGGGACCUUCAAGGUUUAGGGAUGAGUUGGAGAUUUGUAACUGCGAUGGACAGUAACUGUGCCUUGAAAAAUAUAAUGUGCAACCCUAAUGACAUGUACCGACAACCAAAUGGAGCCUGUAACAAUUUGAAAAACCCAAUGUGGGGAUCUUCAAUAACACCACAGCCUCGGUUUAUUCCUCCACACUACGGGGAUGGUAAGAACCUUGGAAUUAUUCCCCGUUAUCAGAGUGUAAGUGGUGGACCAUUACCUAAUCCCCGGCACAUCAGUAAUUCUGUUCACAAUGGCGGCACCAGCCCACCAAGAGGAUGCCAGUUUACUGUUUUACUGACCUUCUUUGGCCAGUUUGUGGAUCAUGACGUCAUAUCUACACCAACAAAAGGAGAUAGAGAAGGCAUUGAGUUUAGAUGUUGCCAUGGCAAUAUGCCAAUUUUGAGACGACCUGAAUGUUUCCCCUUCGGUACACCACCAGGAGAAUUUAACUCGACUUGUAUGCAUUUUGUUAGAUCUGAAAUUGCGCCAACAGUGGACUGCUUACCAGGUCCACGAAACCAGAUGAACCAAGCUACCUCCUUUCUUGAUCUAUCAGUAACUUAUGGCAGCACACACGAAACAGAGCAGGAUCUUGUUGAUAUUAGCACAGGGAAAUUACAUGAAGGCGCAUUUGGAAAUCUACCACAAGGAGAAGGGGAAUGUAUUGAAAACACACGGUGUUUUCGUUCCGGUGACCAAAGACACACAGAGAAUCCUUUUCUAAAUACAAUUCAAACAUUGUUCAUGCGUGAACAUAACAGAAUUUCUGAUAUUUUACACAAGCUGAAUCUACAUUGGAACGGAGAGCGCAUUUACCAAGAGACCAGGAAACUUUUAACUGGCAUUUAUCAACACAUAGUUUUCACAGAAUUCUUACCCGCAUUGCUAGGUGAUGAAUUAACUUCACAAUUAGGACUAUUAUCAAAACCUGUUGGAUUUAAUACACAAUAUAACGACAAUGUAGAUGCAGGAACGAGAAAUGCCUUUGGAGCGGCUGCGUUUAGAAUAGGUCAUACCUUUAUAGGAUCAUUAAUUGGGUCGAGUGAUUUAAACUUUAAUGAGAUGCACAAUAUCCCAUUAGAGAAUGAAUUCUUCAACCCCCGCACUAUCUAUGACAGGAAAAACUUCGGUGUAGAGGGCAUCUUCAGAUGGAUGUUAAAUCAAUUCCAAUCACAAUCAGAUAGGUUCUUAACACCAACUGUGAGGGAUAGAUUAUUCCAGACGAGACCAGGGAACGGUUUUGACUUAGGUGCUCUGAAUAUUCAGAGAGGUCGAGAUCAUGGUAUACCGUCAUACAACAGCUUUAGACGGCAUUGUGGUUUGCAACCUGCUUGGACCUUUUUUGCUGGACCAACAGGACUUGAACACCACGACAAGGGAGCUGCCCUUUCCUUGCAAAAGAUAUACAAACAUCCUGACGAUAUAGAUCUAUUUCCCGGGGGGCUGUCGGAAACGCCCCUAAAAGGUUCAUUAGUCGGACCAACAUUUGGAUGUCUUAUAGGCUUACAGUUCUUAAUGUACAAAACAGGAGACAGAUUUUAUUAUGAAAACAAAUUUCCGCAAACUGGAUUUACCAGUGAACAGUUGAAUAUAAUUAAACAGCAGUCAUUGUCUUCCAUGUUGUGUCGGAACACUGACAUACACUCUGUCCAACCAAAAGCAUUUGUUUCACCGCUUCCGGGAUGUAAAGAAAGAAUUCACAGACAGCCAUGUAAUUCAUUUCCCAGACUCGGUGAACAAGAACUUACUGCAUGGAAAGAUUAUAAUUUGAGAUAA
Mytilus trossulus (common blue mussel) is the source of this 1938-nucleotide messenger RNA. RefSeq names its product peroxidase-like protein. The record is from RefSeq and is a predicted model, not a curated record. Gene Ontology annotation, molecular function: heme binding; peroxidase activity. The transcript has 13 exons. Gene Ontology annotation, biological process: response to oxidative stress. Bases 13 to 1938 code for a protein of 641 amino acids. Lineage: Eukaryota; Metazoa; Mollusca; Bivalvia; Mytilida; Mytilidae.